This is a messenger RNA of Brienomyrus brachyistius, 7746 nucleotides long. It is a transcript of the gene atrnl1b, whose product is annotated as attractin-like 1b. Gene Ontology annotation, molecular function: protein binding. The coding region runs from base 818 to 4063 and encodes 1081 amino acids. The record is from RefSeq and is a predicted model, not a curated record. NCBI's taxonomy places the organism in Eukaryota, Metazoa, Chordata, Actinopteri, Osteoglossiformes, Mormyridae. Gene Ontology annotation, cellular component: Golgi apparatus. The transcript has 20 exons.
AGCAGACAGGCGCAGGCAGUGCAUCCUGCAUACACACGUCGCUGUCCCUUUAAGCUGAGAUCUGCGCACUGCACAUGCUCAGCAGCAGCAGCGACAGCGAAGCCGCGGAUCGGCCGCUUCGGGAUGGACUGAAAAGCCGAGAAGCCCGAGCGAAACGCGGAGAGAAGCGACCGUCGACGGAUGGGCUGCGGACACCGAGCGGGCCGAGCGGUUGGUCAGGCUCGCCGUCUCCGGGGCAGCUGCGGUCCUCUUCUGACCUUCUCCCAAACGGAUCUACUGCCGCCCGAGCAGCUUGCGAUCGCAAAUCCGCAGUCGCCGAGGCUGCUCAUAUCAAAAUAAAAUUAUUUAUUAAUCAGGAAUAACUAUUUGGGGAUUUAAAAUGGCUGCUGGAGCGCAUCUGGUGGGGCCGUGAGAACGGAUCGGAGAAUCGGUGGAGCGGCGCCGGGGAUUCCUAACUCACGCCGCGAACAAUGCGUCUUUGCGCAGGCAGCCCCCGCCGCUGAAUCGGUCCGGGCAGACCCCCGGCCGCACAUUUCAGUCCCUUUUUUGUCGCUGUUUUCCGCAGGAUUCAUUUGGAAGAAAAGAGACGAUUAAUUUAGCCCAUCUGCGGGAAUCUGGGGAAAAAAACAAAAACUUCCACUUGGUUUUUCCCUGGUCACUUUAAUGGCGGACAAGGAGGCAACUGUAACCAUUAAAGGAAACUAUUAUUGCACGGAUACUUCAUUAGGAUGAACUGUGUAUAUGAUUAAAAUCUGAAGAGCUGGACGCCUGUAACGCACAGAGGAGACUGGGCCAUAGCGACGCUGUUGUGGGUAAAAUGGGCCGCACGCCAGAGGGGGGCGCUCUGCUCCCCAAACGCAGGCGGCUCCGGGACGCUGGCCGCUGCCUGCUGUUCUACACCGUGCUGUACCUGCUGGUCCAUGCCGAGGGCUCCUUGCUCAAAGCCUGUGAGAAGAGCUGCUACUCCGGACGAUGUGUGAACGGGACAUGCGUCUGUGACCAGGGCUGGGUUGGGGAGCAGUGCCAGCACUGCCAGGGGCGCUUCAAGUUAACAGAACCAUCGGGGUCCCUCACAGAUGGACCCAUCAACUACAAGUACAAGACAAAAUGCACUUGGCUCAUCGAAGGAUACCCAAACACUGUCCUGAGGUUGCGAUUUAAUCAUUUUGCAACGGAAUGCAGCUGGGACCACAUGUACGUCUACGAUGGAGACUCUGUGUAUGCCCCCCUGAUUGCUGUUUUCAGUGGCCUCAUCGUCCCAGAGGUUCGAGGGAACGAGACAGUACCAGAGGUGGUCACCAUGUCUGGGUACGCGCUCUUGCACUUCUUCAGUGACGCGGCAUACAACCUCACAGGUUUCAACAUCUUCUACUCAAUCAACUCCUGCCCUAACAACUGCUCUGGCCACGGAAAGUGCUCCACAGGCAACUCCAUCGCCAGCCGCGUGUACUGCGAGUGUGACGACUACUGGAAAGGCGAGUCCUGCGACAUCCCCUACUGCAGGAGCAACUGCGGCAGCCCUGACCACGGCUACUGCGACCUCACUGGCGAGAAGCUGUGUGUCUGCAAUGACUCCUGGCAAGGCCCAGACUGCUCCCUGAUGGUUCCAUCCACAGAGUCCUAUUGGUUUCUGCCCAACGUGAAGCCCUUCAGCCCAUCUGUGGGCCGGGCCUCCCACAAGGCUGUGGUGCAGGGCCACCUCAUGUGGGUCAUUGGAGGCUACAGCUUCAACUACAGCUCCUUCCAGAUGGUGCUGAACUACAACCUGGAGAGCAGCAUCUGGAACGUGGUGCCCAUGCACACUGCGCCCCUGCAGAGAUACGGCCACUCGCUCGCCCUCUACCAGGAUGACAUCUACAUGUUCGGCGGGAAGAUUGAAGCACGAGGGGGCAACGUGACUGAUGAACUGUGGGUGCUGAACAUCCCGAGCCACACCUGGUCUCUGCAGACACCAAAUGUGCUUGUGCAUGGCCAGCAGUACGCUGUGGAGGGACACUCAGCCCACGUGGUCGAGCUGGACAGUGGCGAUGUGCUAAUGGUGGUCUUCUUCGGCUACUCCUCCAUCUACAGCUACAUCAGCAACGUCCAGGAGUACAACCUGCGGACGAACACCUGGGUGGUGCCUGAGAUGCAGGGCGCACUGGUGCAGGGCGGCUAUGGGCACAGCAGUGUAUACGAUGCCAUAAGCAAGAGUGUGUACGUGCACGGCGGCUACAAGGCGCUUCCUGCCAACAAGUACGGCCUGGUGGAUGACUUGUACCGCUACGAGGUCCGCACACGCACAUGGACUAUCCUGAGGGAGAGUGGUUUCGCCCGGUACCUGCACUCCGCUGUGCUACUCAGCGGCUCCGUGCUGGUGUUUGGAGGGAAUACACAUAACGACACGUCGCUCAGCAAUGGAGCCAAGUGCUUCUCCGCCGACUUCCUGGCCUACGACAUCGCCUGUGACGAGUGGAAGGUCCUGCCAAAGCCCAGCCUCCACCGGGACGUGAACCGAUUCGGUCACACGGCCGUUGUCAGCAAUGGCUCCAUGUAUGUGUUUGGGGGCUUCUCCAGCAUCCUGCUCAAUGACAUCCUGGUGUACAAGCCCCCCAGCUGCGAGGCCUUUCGGCAGGAAGAGGCCUGUCUGAGUGCUGGGCCUGGCCUCCGCUGCGUGUGGACCAGGGACCGCUGCAUGCCCUGGGAUCUCGCCCAUAUUAAUGGCACCAUCCCAACCACCUCCUGUCCUGUUCAGCCUGUGACGGUGGACGAGCAAUGCUACCGCUUCUCAGACUGCGCCAGCUGCACCGCCAACACUAACGGCUGCCAGUGGUGUGAUGAGAAGAAGUGCCUGUCUGCUUCCAGCAACUGCAGUGUGGCGGUGAGGAACUUCUCCAGGUGCCAAGUGAGGAACGAGCAGACCUGCAGCAAGUUGGCCAACUGCAAGAGCUGCUCCCUGAACCUGAACUGCCAGUGGGACCAUCAGCAGCAAGAGUGCCAUGUUGUCCCAGCUCACCUCUGUGGCGAUGGGUGGAGCCACGUGGGCGAGGCGUGCCUGCGCAUCAACUCCAGCCGCGAGAGCUAUGACAACGCACAGCACUACUGCAAGAAUCUGGAGGGCAACAUCGCGUCCCUCACCACCUCCAAGCAGGUGGACUUCGUGCUGGAGGAGCUGCAGAAGUACCAGCUUCAGGAGAAGCGCAUUGCUCCCUGGGUGGGCCUCAGGAAGAUCAACGUUUCCUACUGGGGCUGGGAGGAUGCAUCGCCCUUCACCAACAGCUCACUGCAGUGGCUGCCGGGCGAGCCCAGCGACUCAGGCUUCUGUGCCUACCUGGAGCGGGCGCAGGUGGCGGGGCUCAAGGCCAACCCCUGCACAGCCACCACAGACGGCCUCAUCUGCGAGAAACCAGUCGUGAGCCCCAACCAGAACGCCCGGCCUUGCAAGAUGCCUUGCUCCCUGCGCACCAGCUGCGCUAACUGCACCAGCCAAGCCACAGAGUGCAUGUGGUGUUCCAGCACCAAGCGCUGCGUGGACUCCAACGCCUACGUCAUCUCCUUCCCCUAUGGCCAAUGCCUUGAGUGGCAGACCGGGGACUGCCUGUCCCAGAACUGCUCAGGGCUUCGCACCUGCAGCCUGUGUCUGGAGCAGCCGGCUUGCGGCUGGUGUGGCGACCCAAGCCAUACGGGGCGGGGCCAGUGUAUGGAGGGUUCAUACAGGGGCCCCGUGAAGAGCCCGUCCAGGCUGAGCCAGGAGAUGCUGUUGGAGCCUGGCCUGUGUCCCCGAGACAGGGGCUACGACUGGGCCUUUAUCAACUGCCCUGCAUGCCAGUGCAAUGGGCACAGCACGUGCGUGAACAGCAGUGUGUGUGAGCAGUGCCGCAACCUGACCACAGGGCCCCAGUGCCAGACCUGCAUGCCUGGUUACUACGGUGACCCCACCAACGGCGGCAAGUGCCAAGAAACCCCAGGAGAACAUGCCAGCUCACCUAGACCUCCUAUCAUCCAGAAAUCCCAGGAGAAGAUGCCAGCUGACCUAGACCUCCUAUCAUCCAGAAAUCCCAGGAGAAGAUGCCAGCUGACCUAGACCUCCUAUCAUCCAGAAAUCCCAGGAGAAGAUGCCAGCUGACCUAGACCUCCUAUCAUCCAGAAAUCCCAGGAGAACAAGCCUGCUCACCCUGAACUCCUGUCAUCCAGAAAUCCCAGGAGAAGAUGUCGGCUCACCCCAAGCUCCUAUCCAUAUCUAUAAUUACAGGCACGCAGUGGACUUUAGCAUCCAUGACAUCACUAUGGAUGGUGAACCCUGCUUCAAAGACCUACGCUUUCUCUUGGAGCUGUUUUCCUGUUUUCCGUGCCCUGCAGGUUCAUGCAAAGCGGAGGGCAGUGGGCCAGCACACGCUCAGCAGCAUCCUUCACACUGACACACAUCCUCCCUGCAUGUUCUCUGCCAUGUUAAAUCACUCUUAGUCAUUCUCUUAUCGCCCAGUCCUGACAAAAGGCUCCGUGUCACUAACUGCAGAUUGGCAGUUUUACCAGAUGAGCCCCCGCGUUUCAGCCGCGGUGUCCGCACCCUCGCCCCAGGCCGCCUUGGCUUGCGACGCCAACGACCCACGCGUGUCCCAAAUGUCGAUGUGGGCUUCUAGUGAUUGCGUCUUUGUGCUUUUCCAUAGUGCUGUCCAUCCCUGUGGGGGCCGUCCUUCAGACGCAGUGCUGUUAACUCGGAUUAGCGUGCAUGCUAGGGUCUGUCGGUGUUUGGCGCAGUCAGGCACGGGAACAUUAGUGGGUUGAUGGGUCUAUUUUAACCUGACUAUGGGAUGUGAGUGAGCGUGCAGAGGGAGCUGGAGUGCUGCCUGGAUGCAGCCCAGUACAGUCAGACUUCACCCUUCAUUUUCUCUCCCCUUCUUGUCUGUCAGUCUUGCCCUUGAGAUUUAUUCAUGGAAGACAUCCGAGUGGAAAGCAUGCUGUGAAUAUGGAACGGGAUGAGCGCGUUUGCGGGACGCCUGCACGGACACUCAUGAAUCUGUCACAUCUGACAACAGACGUUUAUCUCGGCGCUCAGCACCACAUUCGCCGGCUCCCCAUCAUGCUCACCUGGCCUGUUAUCCUGCUACUUAGAUAUUAAAUGUUGAUCUCCACUGGUAAUGCUAACAAAACCACAAGGAAAGGCAGGACUGGGUUUCUAACAGAACAUAAAUGUUAGUAAGUAUAGUAGGUUCACGUUAGGGUCACAUUCAUUGGUCAGAACCGUGAUCUCUUUCGGGUUCAGCUCUCUCGGUCAAACCCUCUGUUCGUCACAUUCGGCUCUAUUUGUCAGUACUCAGUUCACGUCCAAAUUGGCUCUCUUGGUCAGUUCUCAAUUCACGUCCCAGUCAGUUCUCUGGGUCAGUACUCACUUCACUUUUGGAUGGACUCCCCUGUUCAGUACUCCCUUCACUUUUGGAUGGGCUCCCCUGUUCAGUACUCGCUUCACUUUUGGAUGGGCUCCCCUGUUCAGUACUCGCUUCACUUUUGGAUGGGCUCCCCUGUUCAGUACUCGCUUCACUUUUGGAUGGGCUCCCCUGUUCAGUACUCACUUCACUUUUGGAUGGGCUCCCCUGUUCAGUACUCACUUCACUUUUGGAUGGGCUCCCCUGUUCAGUACUCGCUUCACUUUUGGAUGGGCUCCCCUGUUCAGUACUCGCUUCACUUUUGGAUGGGCUCCCCUGUUCAGUACUCGCUUCACUUUUGGAUGGGCUCCCCUGUUCAGUACUCGCUUCACUUUUGGAUGGGCUCCCCUGUUCAGUACUCGCUUCACUUUUGGAUGGGCUCCCCUGUUCAGUACUCGCUUCACUUUUGGAUGGGCUCCCCUGUUCAGUACUCACUUCACUUUUGGAUGGGCUCCCCUGUUCAGUACUCACUUCACUUUUGGAUGGGCUCCCCUGUUCAGUACUCGCUUCACUUUUGGAUGGGCUCCCCUGUUCAGUACUCGCUUCACUUUUGGAUGGGCUCCCCUGUUCAGUACUCGCUUCACUUUUGGAUGGGCUCCACUGUUCAGUACUCACUUCACUUUUGGAUGGGCUCCCCUGUUCAGUACUCGCUUCACUUUUGGAUGGGCUCCCCUGUUCAGUACUCGCUUCACUUUUGGAUGGGCUCCCCUGUUCAGUACUCGCUUCACUUUUGGAUGGGCUCCCCUGUUCAGUACUCGCUUCACUUUUGGAUGGGCUCCCCUGUUCAGUACUCGCUUCACUUUUGGAUGGGCUCCCCUGUUCAGUACUCACUUCACUUUUGGAUGGGCUCCCCUGUUCAGUACUCACUUCACUUUUGGAUGGGCUCCCCUGUUCAGUACUCGCUUCACUUUUGGAUGGGCUCCCCUGUUCAGUACUCGCUUCACUUUUGGAUGGGCUCCACUGUUCAGUACUCGCUUCACUUUUGGAUGGGCUCCCCUGUUCAGUACUCGCUUCACUUUUGGAUGGGCUCCCCUGUUCAGUACUCGCUUCACUUUUGGAUGGGCUCCCCUGUUCAGUACUCGCUUCACUUUUGGAUGGGCUCCCCUGUUCAGUACUCACUUCACUUUUGGAUGGGCUCCCCUGUUCAGUACUCACUUCACUUUUGGAUGGGCUCCCCUGUUCAGUACUCACUUCACUUUUGGAUGGGCUCCCCUGUUCAGUACUCGCUUCACUUUUGGAUGGGCUCCCCUGUUCAGUACUCGCUUCACUUUUGGAUGGGCUCCACUGUUCAGUACUCGCUUCACUUUUGGAUGGGCUCCCCUGUUCAGUACUCGCUUCACUUUUGGAUGGGCUCCCCUGUUCAGUACUCGGCUUGCACGCUCUUAGCAGCCCCCCCCCCGCAGUGAUGCAGUGCCCCCACACUGUUCUCCAUCUCGCUUGUGGCUUGCUGUCUGCUCAGGCCUGCCAGCCCAGCAGGGAGUCAGUAGUAAAGUCCCUCCAUUAAGGAGUUUUCUCCCGGAGUGCUACUUUAUUCUGCUGCUACUCUGCAGAUCUGGUCGAUAUUAAAACUUAAAAAUAAUUCAUGACUUUUCACGUAGCUGUCAAAACCGCAGCUCCUGUUCUGGGUUUGGUUACCAGCCUGAGCCAGGUUUCAAGCACUGGGAUGGCUUGGGGGGGUCCUGACUGGGAUUGGAAGUGACUGGGGGGAGGUAUACAAAUAGAGUGGGGAUGCAUUGUGACAUGGGAGGAGGCAAAGUUAGUGUGGGGCCGCUGCCAUUCCCUGGAGCGGUACGUGGGUACGCGUAAACGGAUAAUGUCUGUUUGAGUCGUGAAGUAAAACAUAAAAACAUAGUGAUGUUUAAUAAAAGCCUUCCGUACAUGAUCCUCGGCAGCUGUGAGCGCUCGAUAAAGGCAGGCAGGCAAGGCCCUGCUCUGCCACACAGCGCUUUCCUCCCGAUAUCGUUGCCGGUGGAUGUCCCUUUAACUCGCGCUCAUUUCACCGGCUCUUAAGCCGUGAAAUUUAUGAAAACCAGCAAGCUGAUUGCUUUACGGGUCGGUUGGUUGGUUGACGAAUCGACAUGCAAGGCCGGGGGUUGGCUAUGCCUCGGUACCGCCCUCUGCUGGCUGGGAUUACUGUGGGUGUGCAGUGAAAUCUUUUAGCCAUUUUGAAUGCCACUGAUAAUGCAUCAUAUUUAUGGGGGAUCAUGGGUGUCCUAUCCCCUAUAUCUGCCAAUAGGGGGUGCUGUGCUCCACAAACAUGGUCAAAACUGCCUUGAUGGAAUUGGUUUCUGGGAGCUGGAAUGUGUCUCUGAGCUCUAAUAGAAUUGAUUCAAGGUGACAGAGG